Mesocestoides corti is the source of this 615-nucleotide messenger RNA. The record is from the annotation of a GenBank genome assembly. Lineage: Eukaryota; Metazoa; Platyhelminthes; Cestoda; Cyclophyllidea; Mesocestoididae.
AUGGCCAAUACUUCGCCGACGACUCCUCUUGCUGAGAUAUCCAGAGAACCAAAGUUGUGUGACCGGAAAAUGGAUGACGCCUCCUACUACAGUUACAUCAACCCCUCCAGCCUCGAGAAGGAGGACCCUGCCAAGCCCAGUCCGCUUGCUCGCCUAGUGGAUAGUUGCGACCGAUUCGGCAAGGAGUUGGGAUUGGGCGAAUUCUCCAGCAUUCUCCGUGGGCUUGUUUGCGAGGGGGCGGCGAUGCCUGUGGCCGGACAAAAGCGUUCCUCUGACCCCGCCGCCUCAGCCGGUCGGCACCAGGCAUCCGCGAAGAUGCGCCGUCUGCAACUCCACCCCCACCCUCCCCACCUCCUCCUCCUUCCGCCACCACAAACCGAGCCAGUCAACCUGAGCAAGACCGUGGACACACAACUGGGUGGAGAGAGUGCUUUGCCGCCGUCCAACCACCGAUCGUCAUCGUCUUCGUUGUUGAUCACACAGCUCCUCCUUCUGGGUGAUCUGCUGCCCCACCUGCUGGCCUCUGGCCCCGACGUGGCACCCUCUCAUUCAUUCGCCUUGCCGCUAGUCCUAGCUCCUCCUUCUUUGCAGGCAAAAACUACAUUUUUGUCUUGA